This is a messenger RNA of Closterium sp. Naga37s-1, 9081 nucleotides long. The record is from the annotation of a GenBank genome assembly. Lineage: Eukaryota; Viridiplantae; Streptophyta; Zygnematophyceae; Desmidiales; Closteriaceae.
AUGACUAAUAGCGAAUCUGCUGCUAGCGAGUCCGCUCCUAGCGAGUCCGCUGCGAGCGAGGCGGCCGUUCGGCUGGUGUCGGCAGCAGCGCUGGUGGCGGCGGGAGUGCAAGACGCGGAGGAGGACUCGUGUAGCAUUUGCCUCGACGCAUUCACCGAAUCCGACCCCGCCACCCUCACGGUCUGCAACCACGAGUACCACUUCCAGUGCGUCCUUGAAUGGGCCCAGCGUCGGGAGGAGUGUCCCAUGUGCUGGCGCAAGCUGGCACUGCAAGAUGAAACCUGCAAGGGGAGUGGCAGCAAGGGGAGUGGCAGCAAGGGGAGUGGCAGCAAGGGGAGUGGCAGCAAGGGGAGUGGCAGCAAGGGGAGUGGCAGCAAGGGGAGUGGCAGCAAGGGGAGUGGCAGCAAGGGGAGUGGCAGCAAGGGGAGUGGCAGCAAGGAGUGGCAGCAAGGGGAGUGGCAGCAAGGGGAGUGGCAGCAAGGGGAGUGGCAGCAAGGGGAGUGGCAGCAAGGGGAGUGGCAGCAAGGGGAGUGGCAGCAAGGGGAGUGGCUACGAGUUGCAUGGACUAUUGACCAGCAAGUGCCUGCCUCUGUUCCUCCACACCCCUCUUCCUCUCCCACCCACCCCGCCUCCCUCCUCUCAUUCCUCCUCUUCUCCCAACCAUCCAUGCUCACUCUUCGUCCCUUUCUACCCCUCCACUAUCAACCCCUCCCCAUCCCCACUUUCCUCCACCCUGUCACCCGUCCUCCCUCCCUCUUCCCUUUCUACUCCGCAGGCACUUCAGGCUCGAAUGUAGACCUCUCGUUGUCCUCCUCCUUCUCCUUCCGUCCUCCUACACUCAUGCUGACGCUCCCUUCUCACUCUUCUUCUCUCCCUGGCCCCCCUCCCCCUCUCGCCUUCCCCCUGCAGUCCACAGUCACAUUGGGCUCGCCUGUCGAUCCCUGGAUGCCCUCCUCCCUCCUCUCCUCCCUCUCCUCCCUCUCCUCCCUCCUCUCCUCCCUCUCCUCCCUCUCCUACCUCGUCUCCUCCCUCCUCUCCUCCCUCUCCUCCCUCUCCUCCCUCUCCUACCUCGUCUCCUCCCUCCUCUCCUCGCUCUCCUCCCUCUCCUCCCUCUCCUACCUCGUCUCCUCCCUCCUCUCCUCCCUCUCCUCCCUCUCCUCCCUCUCCUACCUCGUCUCCUCCCUCCUCCCCUCCCUCUCCUCCCUCUCCUCCCUCUCCUCCCUCUCCUACCUCGUCUCCUCCCUCCUCUCCUCCCUCUCCUCCCUCUCCUCCCUCUCCUACCUCGUCUCCUCCCUCCUCUCCUCCCUCUCCUCCCUCUCCUCCCUCUCCUACCUCGUCUCCUCCCUCCUCUCCUCCCUCUCCUCCCUCUCCUCCCUCUCCUCCCUCUCCUCCCUCUCCUACCUCGUCUCCUCCCUCCUCUCCUCCCUCUCCUCCCUCUCCUCCCUCUCCUACCUCGUCUCCUCCCUCCUCUCCUCCCUCUCCUCCCUCUCCUCCCUCUCCUACCUCGUCUCCUCCCUCCUCUCCUCCCUCUCCUCCCUCUCCUCCCUCUCCUACCUCGUCUCCUCCCUCCUCUCCUCCCUCCUCUCCUCCCUCUCCUCCCUCUCCUCCCUCUCCUACCUCGUCUCCUCCCUCCUCUCCUCCCUCUCCUCCCUCGUCUCCUCCCUCUCCUCCCUCGUCUCCUCCCUCGUCUCCUCCCUCCUCUCCUCCCUCUCCUCCCUCUCCUCCCUCUCCUACCUCGUCUCCUCCCUCCUCUCCUCCCUCUCCUCCCUCUCCUCCCUCUCCUCCCUCUCCUACCUCGUCUCCUCCCUCCUCUCCUCCCUCUCCUCCCUCUCCUCCCUCUCCUCCCUCUCCUACCUCGUCUCCUCCCUCCUCUCCUCCCUCUCCUCCCUCUCCUCCCUCUCCUACCUCGUCUCCUCCCUCCUCUCCUCCCUCUCCUCCCUCUCCUCCCUCUCCUACCUCGUCUCCUCCCUCCUCUCCUCCCUCUCCUCCCUCUCCUCCCUCUCCUCCCUCUCCUCCCUCUCCUACCUCGUCUCCUCCCUCCUCUCCUCCCUCUCCUCCCUCUCCUCCCUCUCCUACCUCGUCUCCUCCCUCCUCUCCUCCCUCUCCUCCCUCUCCUCCCUCUCCUACCUCGUCUCCUCCCUCCUCUCCUCCCUCUCCUCCCUCUCCUCCCUCUCCUACCUCGUCUCCUCCCUCCUCUCCUCCCUCCUCUCCUCCCUCUCCUCCCUCUCCUCCCUCUCCUACCUCGUCUCCUCCCUCCUCUCCUCCCUCUCCUCCCUCUCCUCCCUCUCCUCCCUCUCCUCCCUCUCCUACCUCGUCUCCUCCCUCCUCUCCUCCCUCUCCUCCCUCUCCUCCCUCUCCUACCUCGUCUCCUCCCUCCUCUCCUCCCUCUCCUCCCUCUCCUCCCUCUCCUACCUCGUCUCCUCCCUCCUCUCCUCCCUCUCCUCCCUCUCCUCCCUCUCCUACCUCGUCUCCUCCCUCCUCUCCUCCCUCCUCUCCUCCCUCUCCUCCCUCUCCUCCCUCUCCUACCUCGUCUCCUCCCUCCUCUCCUCCCUCUCCUCCCUCGUCUCCUCCCUCCUCUCCUCCCUCUCCUCCCUCGUCUCCUCCCUCGUCUCCUCCCUCCUCUCCUCCCUCUCCUCCCUCUCCUCCCUCUCCUACCUCGUCUCCUCCCUCCUCUCCUCCCUCUCCUCCCUCUCCUCCCUCUCCUCCCUCUCCUACCUCGUCUCCUCCCUCCUCUCCUCCCUCUCCUCCCUCUCCUCCCUCUCCUCCCUCUCCUACCUCGUCUCCUCCCUCCUCUCCUCCCUCUCCUCCCUCUCCUCCCUCUCCUACCUCGUCUCCUCCCUCCUCUCCUCCCUCUCCUCCCUCUCCUCCCUCUCCUACCUCGUCUCCUCCCUCCUCUCCUCCCUCUCCUCCCUCUCCUCCCUCUCCUCCCUCUCCUCCCUCUCCUACCUCGUCUCCUCCCUCCUCUCCUCCCUCUCCUCCCUCUCCUCCCUCUCCUACCUCGUCUCCUCCCUCCUCUCCUCCCUCUCCUCCCUCUCCUCCCUCUCCUACCUCGUCUCCUCCCUCCUCUCCUCCCUCUCCUCCCUCUCCUCCCUCUCCUACCUCGUCUCCUCCCUCCUCUCCUCCCUCCUCUCCUCCCUCUCCUCCCUCUCCUCCCUCUCCUACCUCGUCUCCUCCCUCCUCUCCUCCCUCUCCUCCCUCGUCUCCUCCCUCCUCUCCUCCCUCUCCUCCCUCGUCUCCUCCCUCGUCUCCUCCCUCCUCUCCUCCCUCUCCUCCCUCUCCUCCCUCUCCUACCUCGUCUCCUCCCUCCUCUCCUCCCUCUCCUCCCUCUCCUCCCUCUCCUCCCUCUCCUACCUCGUCUCCUCCCUACUCUCCUCCCUCUCCUCCCUCUCCUCCCUCUCCUACCUCGUCUCCUCCCUCCUCUCCUCCCUCUCCUCCCUCUCCUCCCUCUCCUACCUCGUCUCCUCCCUCCUCUCCUCCCUCUCCUCCCUCUCCUCCCUCUCCUCCCUCUCCUACCUCGUCUCCUCCCUCCUCUCCUCCCUCUCCUCCCUCUCCUCCCUCUCCUACCUCGUCUCCUCCCUCCUCUCCUCCCUCUCCUCCCUCGUCUCCUCCCUCCUCUCCUCCCUCUCCUCCCUCGUCUCCUCCCUCGUCUCCUCCCUCCUCUCCUCCCUCUCCUCCCUCUCCUCCCUCUCCUACCUCGUCUCCUCCCUCCUCUCCUCCCUCUCCUACCUCGUCUCCUCCCUCCUCUCCUCCCUCUCCUCCCUCUCCUCCCUCUCCUCCCUCUCCUACCUCGUCUCCUCCCUCCUCUCCUCCCUCUCCUCCCUCUCCUCCCUCUCCUACCUCGUCUCCUCCCUCCUCUCCUCCCUCUCCUCCCUCGUCUCCUCCCUCCUCUCCUCCCUCUCCUCCCUCGUCUCCUCCCUCGUCUCCUCCCUCCUCUCCUCCCUCUCCUCCCUCUCCUCCCUCUCCUACCUCGUCUCCUCCCCCCUCUCCUCCCUCUCCUCCCUCUCCUCCCUCUCCUCCCUCUCCUACCUCGUCUCCUCCCUCCUCUCCUCCCUCUCCUCCCUCUCCUCCCUCUCCUACCUCGUCUCCUCCCUCCUCUCCUCCCUCUCCUCCCUCUCCUCCCUCUCCUCCCUCUCCUACCUCGUCUCCUCCCUCCUCUCCUCCCUCUCCUCCCUCGUCUCCUCCCUCCUCUCCUCCCUCUCCUCCCUCGUCUCCUCCCUCGUCUCCUCCCUCCUCUCCUCCCUCUCCUCCCUCUCCUCCUCUCCUCCCUCUCCUCCCUCGUCUCCUCCCUCCUCUCCUCCCUCUCCUCCCUCUCCUCCCUCUCCUCCCUCUCCUACCUCGUCUCCUCCCUCCUCUCCUCCCUCCUCUCCUCCCUCUCCUCCCUCUCCUACCUCGUCUCCUCCCUCCUCUCCUCCCUCUCCUCCCUCUCCUCCCUCUCCUCCCUCUCCUACCUCGUCUCCUCCCUCCUCUCCUCCCUCUCCUCCCUCUCCUCCCUCUCCUACCUCGUCUCCUCCCUCCUCUCCUCCCUCUCCUCCCUCUCCUCCCUCUCCUCCCUCUCCUACCUCGUCUCCUCCCUCCUCUCCUCCCUCUCCUCCCUCUCCUCCCUCUCCUACCUCGUCUCCUCCCUCCUCUCCUCCCUCUCCUCCCUCGUCUCCUCCCUCCUCUCCUCCCUCUCCUCCCUCGUCUCCUCCCUCGUCUCCUCCCUCCUCUCCUCCCUCUCCUCCCUCUCCUACCUCGUCUCCUCCCUCCUCUCCUCCCUCUCCUCCCUCUCCUCCCUCUCCUCCCUCUCCUACCUCGUCUCCUCCCUCCUCUCCUCCCUCUCCUCCCUCUCCUCCCUCUCCUACCUCGUCUCCUCCCUCCUCUCCUCCCUCUCCUCCCUCUCCUCCCUCUCCUCCCUCGUCUCCUCCCUCCUCUCCUCCCUCUCCUCCCUCUCCUCCCUCUCCUCCCUCUCCUACCUCGUCUCCUCUUUCCUCUCCUCCCUCUCCUCCCUCUCCUCCCUCUCCUACCUCGUCUCCUCCCUCCUCUCCUCCCUCUCCUCCCUCGUCUCCUCCCUCCUCUCCUCCCUCUCCUCCCUCGUCUCCUCCCUCGUCUCCUCCCUCCUCUCCUCCCUCUCCUCCCUCUCCUCCCUCUCCUACCUCGUCUCCUCCCUCCUCUCCUCCCUCUCCUCCCUCUCCUCCCUCUCCUCCCUCUCCUACCUCGUCUCCUCCCUCCUCUCCUCCCUCUCCUCCCUCUCCUCCCUCUCCUACCUCGUCUCCUCCCUCCUCUCCUCCCUCUCCUCCCUCGUCUCCUCCCUCCUCUCCUCCCUCUCCUCCCUCGUCUCCUCCCUCGUCUCCUCCCUCCUCUCCUCCCUCUCCUCCCUCUCCUCCCUCUUCUCCCUCGUCUCCUCCCUCCUCUCCUCCCUCUCCUCCCUCUCCUCCCUCUCCUCCCUCUCCUACCUCGUCUCCUCCCUCCUCUCCUCCCUCUCCUCCUCUCCUCCCUCUCCUACCUCGUCUCCUCCCUCCUCUCCUCCCUCUCCUCCCUCUCCUCCCUCUCCUCCCUCUCCUACCUCGUCUCCUCCCUCCUCUCCUCCCUCUCCUCCCUCUCCUCCCUCUCCUACCUCGUCUCCUCCCUCCUCUCCUCCCUCUCCUCCCUCUCCUCCCUCUCCUCCCUCGUCUCCUCCCUCCUCUCCUCCCUCUCCUCCCUCUCCUCCCUCUCCUCCCUCUCCUACCUCGUCUCCUCCCUCCUCUCCUCCCUCUCCUCCCUCUCCUCCCUCUCCUACCUCGUCUCCUCCCUCCUCUCCUCCCUCUCCUCCCUCGUCUCCUCCCUCCUCUCCUCCCUCUCCUCCCUCGUCUCCUCCCUCGUCUCCUCCCUCCUCUCCUCCCUCUCCUCCCUCUCCUCCCUCUCCUACCUCGUCUCCUCCCUCCUCUCCUCCCUCUCCUCCCUCUCCUCCCUCUCCUCCCUCUCCUACCUCGUCUCCUCCCUCCUCUCCUCCCUCUCCUCCCUCUCCUCCCUCUCCUACCUCGUCUCCUCCCUCCUCUCCUCCCUCUCCUCCCUCGUCUCCUCCCUCCUCUCCUCCCUCUCCUCCCUCGUCUCCUCCCUCGUCUCCUCCCUCCUCUCCUCCCUCUCCUCCCUCUCCUCCCUCUUCUCCCUCGUCUCCUCCCUCCUCUCCUCCCUCUCCUCCCUCUCCUCCCUCUCCUCCCUCUCCUACCUCGUCUCCUCCCUCCUCUCCUCCCUCUCCUCCCUCUCCUCCCUCUCCUACCUCGUCUCCUCCCUCCUCUCCUCCCUCUCCUCCCUCGUCUCCUCCCUCCUCUCCUCCCUCUCCUCCCUCGUCUCACCCUCGUCUCCUCCCUCCUCUCCUCCCUCUCCUCCCUCUCCUCCCUCUCCUACCUCGUCUCCUCCCUCCUCUCCUCCCUCUCCUCCCUCUCCUCCCUCUCCUCCCUCUCCUCCCUCUCCUACCUCGUCUCCUCCCUCCUCUCCUCCCUCUCCUCCCUCUCCUCCCUCUCCUACCUCGUCUCCUCCCUCCUCUCCUCCCUCUCCUCCCUCGUCUCCUCCCUCCUCUCCUCCCUCUCCUCCCUCGUCUCCUCCCUCGUCUCCUCCCUCCUCUCCUCCCUCUCCUCCCUCUCCUCCCUCUCCUCCCUCGUCUCCUCCCUCCUCUCCUCCCUCUCCUCCCUCUCCUCCCUCUCCUCCCUCUCCUACCUCGUCUCCUCCCUCCUCUCCUCCCUCUCCUCCCUCUCCUCCCUCUCCUACCUCGUCUCCUCCCUCCUCUCCUCCCUCUCCUCCCUCGUCUCCUCCCUCCUCUCCUCCCUCUCCUCCCUCGUCUCCUCCCUCGUCUCCUCCCUCCUCUCCUCCCUCUCCUCCCUCUCCUCCCUCUCCUACCUCGUCUCCUCCCUCCUCUCCUCCCUCUCCUCCCUCUCCUCCCUCUCCUCCCUCUCCUACCUCGUCUCCUCCCUCCUCUCCUCCCUCUCCUCCCUCUCCUCCCUCUCCUACCUCGUCUCCUCCCUCCUCUCCUCCCUCUCCUCCCUCGUCUCCUCCCUCCUCUCCUCCCUCUCCUCCCUCGUCUCCUCCCUCCUCUCCUCCCUCUCCUCCCUCGUCUCCUCCCUCGUCUCCUCCCUCCUCUCCUCCCUCUCCUCCCUCUCCUCCCUCUCCUACCUCGUCUCCUCCCUCCUCUCCUCCCUCUCCUCCCUCUCCUCCCUCUCCUCCCUCUCCUACCUCGUCUCCUCCCUCCUCUCCUCCCUCUCCUCCCUCUCCUCCCUCUCCUACCUCGUCUCCUCCCUUCUCUCCUCCCUCUCCUCCCUCUCCUCCCUCUCCUACCUCGUCUCCUCCCUCCUCUCCUCCCUCUCCUCCCUCUCCUCCCUCUCCUCCCUCUCCUACCUCGUCUCCUCCCUCCUCUCCUCCCUCUCCUCCCUCUCCUCCCUCUCCUACCUCGUCUCCUCCCUCCUCUCCUCCCUCUCCUCCCUCUCCUCCCUCUCCUCCCUCUCCUCCCUCUCCUCCCUCUCCUACCUCGUCUCCUCCCUCCUCUCCUCCCUCUCCUCCCUCUCCUCCCUCUCCUACCUCGUCUCCUCCCUCCUCUCCUCCCUCUCCUCCCUCGUCUCCUCCCUCCUCUCCUCCCUCUCCUCCCUCGUCUCCUCCCUCGUCUCCUCCCUCCUCUCCUCCCUCUCCUCCCUCUCCUCCCUCUCCUCCCUCGUCUCCUCCCUCCUCUCCUCCCUCUCCUCCCUCUCCUCCCUCUCCUCCCUCUCCUACCUCGUCUCCUCCCUCCUCUCCUCCCUCUCCUCCCUCUCCUCCCUCUCCUACCUCGUCUCCUCCCUCCUCUCCUCCCUCUCCUCCCUCGUCUCCUCCCUCCUCUCCUCCCUCUCCUCCCUCGUUCCUCUUGCACCCCUCAUACUCUCCGCCCCUCAUACUCUCCACUUCUCCCCCCUUACCUCCCUUUCCUCCCCUUCCCUCCCAUCCUCCCUUCUCUCCUCCCUCCGCCUUCCACCCAUAUUCACUCUCCCUGUCCCCGCGCCUUCUCCCCUUUCCUCCCGCUUUUCCCCCCUUCCUACCCCCUUCCGCCCCCAACCCUUUAACCCCUUCCAGGCCACAGUCACAUCGGGCUCGCCUGUGGAUCGCUGGCUGCCCUCCUCCCUCCUCUCCUCCCUCCGCCAUGCCACCUCCUCCUCUUCCUCUUCCUCUCGUGGUCUCUCCGGCUCCUCCCCCCGCUCCUUCGCUCUCUCCUUCAGCCCUCACAGACACCGCUCCUCGCGCUCCGCCUCCCCUUCCUCCUCCUCAACUACCCCCGCCACCACCACUACCAACAUCACCACCUCUUCUUCCUCCUCCUCCUCCUCCUCUGCCUCUCUUUCAGCAGCACUUGCCGCUUCUUCCUCUUCCCCUUCCGCCUCUAGGCUUCAGCCUGUCAGCAGGUGCUCUCCCUUUGGAUACCCCUCUAGGCGCUACUCCUUGUCUAGCCUCGGAUCAACUUCCCGAGCCUCCUCCUCUAGGUUCGGCAAUGAAGGGCAGGAAGGGCUGAAGCUGGUGCUGGCAGGUUUUGAGGAGCAGGGAUUGGCUGGGGUGAGGUUUCAGGGGGUGGGGAGUGGUGGUGCGAUUGUGACAGGAGUGGGUGGUCAGAGCCUCUAUGGACGAGCGCCUUCCGCCUUUCCCUCGGGGCUGCCAGCCCCAUGCCCUCCUCUCCUCCCUCAAAUCCCGCCUCACUUCUCGGUACGUCUCUCACGCCGCCUCUCUAAUUCACAUGCCCCCGAACUCCAUACCACCUACUUCCCUCUCCCAGCCCCACUCCAUCCUCUCCUCCCUCAGAUCCUGCCUCACUUCUCGGUAUUUCUCUCACGCCGUCUCUUUACUUGCUCCCCACCUCCAUACCACCUAUUUCCCCCCCCCCCCCGCCAUCUUCUCACGCCACCUAAAUCUCGCCUCACCUCUCGGUACACCUCCUUCCUUCCCUCCUCCCUCCCACUCCGAUUCUUUCCUCCCUCCUUUCCACCCCAUCCUCUCCACCUCCCUCCUCGUCCCACCAUGUCUCUUUCCUCUCCAUUCCCUUCUCACCGAUUGCUUAAUCACCCACUUCGCUCUGCUCUGCAACCAACCAACCAACCAACCAACCGCUUCGCAUAA